Homalodisca vitripennis (glassy-winged sharpshooter) is the source of this 504-nucleotide messenger RNA. Its product is annotated as eIF-2-alpha kinase GCN2-like. The transcript is spliced from 4 exons. NCBI's taxonomy places the organism in Eukaryota, Metazoa, Arthropoda, Insecta, Hemiptera, Cicadellidae. The record is from RefSeq and is a predicted model, not a curated record. Bases 49 to 504 code for a protein of 151 amino acids.
GACUUCAAAGAUAAUGGCAAGCUCAGCAAGACAAACCUGUUGAGGUGGAUGCUGCUGCAUGAUCCACUGCAACGCCCGAGUUCUGCAGAACUGCUACAGAGUGACUUGCUUCCACCUCCACAGUUCGAGGAGAGGGAGCUCCAGGAACUGCUGAGACACACUCUCAACAACCCUCAAAGCAAACUGUACAAGUACCUAGUCGCCUCCUGCUUCAGUCAGAAAAUGACAACAGCACAAGAUGUUACUUAUGACAUGUCUGUGAGCAAAGGGCGCUGGUUUAUUAGUCUGCUUCAAGAGGUGGUAGAGAAGACACGCAAGGUUCUGGAGACACAUGGGGCUGUGAGCCUGUCGCCGCCACUACUAGUGCCAUGUGGGGCUGCCCCACUCCCUACUGCUGCAGUAUCAGUGAUGACACGGUGGGGGGGAGUGGCGAUGCUGCCCCACAACCUGCGGUUUACCGUUUGCCAGGUUCCUGGCUCACAAUCCGUCUAUCACACAAUUUAA